CUGUGCAGCACGUGCCUGUUUCUUGAUGUAUUGCAAAGAGAGAGAGACUGAGCUGUUGUUGUUCAACCCUCACCAUCCCAUCACACAUAUCUUUCUUGUUUCCUUCUCCUCUUCUCUCCUCUUCUUGAGCUUCAGAGAUCUCUCCCAAAGAUGGCGACUGAUGAUGAGCCUUCUCUAACUCGCUGGAGCUUUCUGGAAUUUAAAACGUUUUAUGAUGCCAAGUUUGGGAGGAAGAAGCUGCCCGAAGGAGAUUCCAACAAGAACCUACCACAAGAUGGAUCCUCCAACACUAAUGAUGCUGAUGCCAACAACAACAACUCUUCCCAAGUUAUCAACUCAGCUCAGGAGGGUAACACAGGCUUGGCCAAUGGCAAUGCGAUUCGUGAGAAGCCGAAAAAGUCCAUGUUUCCACCUUUUGAAUCUGCUGAAACUCGUACCCUUGCAGAGAGUUUGAGUAGGGAUAUCAUCCGUGGGAAUCCAAAUAUCAAGUGGGAAAGCAUCAAGGGUUUAGAGAAUGCCAAAAAAUUGCUCAAAGAAGCUGUGGUGAUGCCUAUAAAAUAUCCCACGUACUUUAAUGGUCUACUAACUCCAUGGAAAGGAAUUCUUCUUUUUGGUCCACCUGGUACUGGAAAGACUAUGCUUGCAAAGGCUGUUGCUACAGAGUGCAAUACAACAUUCUUCAAUAUCUCAGCCUCAUCUGUUGUUAGCAAAUGGAGAGGUGAUUCUGAGAAGUUGAUAAGAGUUCUGUUCGACCUAGCUAGGCAUCACGCACCUUCAACGAUAUUUCUUGAUGAAAUAGAUGCAAUCAUAAGCCAACGUGGUGGUGAAGGCCGCAGUGAACAUGAAGCAAGCAGGCGUCUCAAAACCGAGCUUCUCAUUCAGAUGGAUGGGUUACAGAAAACGAAUGAGCUUGUGUUUGUUUUAGCAGCAACAAAUCUCCCCUGGGAACUAGAUGCAGCUAUGCUCCGGCGUCUAGAGAAAAGAAUUCUUGUACCUUUACCGGAUCCGGAAGCAAGAAGAGGAAUGUUCGAGAUGCUCUUGCCGUCACAACCAGGCGAUGAGCCAUUGCCUCAUGAUGUGCUGGUUGAGAAAUCUGAGGGUUACUCUGGUUCGGACAUUCGAAUACUUUGUAAGGAAGCUGCGAUGCAACCAUUAAGACGCACACUAGCUAUUUUAGAAGACAGAGAAGAUAUUGUGCCUGAAGAGGAGUUGCCAAAAAUUGGACCUAUCCUACCAGAAGAUAUUGAUCGAGCUCUGAGCAACACUCGACCAUCCGCUCAUCUGCACGCCCAUCUUUACGACAAGUUCAAUGAUGAUUAUGGUAGCCAAAUUCUUAAGUAAAUUCGAUAAACAUAUAUACAAUAUUUGUAUGGAAGCAUCCAAAUUCUGGCCACUCAAGAACUUUUGUUUGCUUUGAACUUAAGAAUAAAAGCUCGUCGUUGUUUUGUUUGCUUCA
Molecule: messenger RNA, 1456 nt
Organism: Camelina sativa (false flax)
Lineage: Eukaryota; Viridiplantae; Streptophyta; Magnoliopsida; Brassicales; Brassicaceae
Molecular function (GO): ATP binding; ATP hydrolysis activity
Source: RefSeq, a predicted model, not a curated record